AUGUCAGCACUGCGAAAAAUUGUCCAACGACAAUUGUUUCAAAAAGAUGACGAGAGAAUUCAGGCGAUUGUGAAUGUAGCGAAAUUGGAUGGCAAGAAGAAGAAACAUCAAACGUUGCUGUGUUUAGCAGGUAAGAUUUGGGGAUUAGAGAAAAUUUAUCGUAAUUGAGGUCAAUUUGAAUCGGUUUUUGAUAGUUCACAGUUCUUAAAAGGUGGAUGAGCAAAAAGUGGACUCGAAACCACCAUAUUUGAUCAUUGACCGGUUAAACCGCACUUUUAAUUUCGAGUUUAACGGUAUAUGAUCAGAAAUGGUAGUUGAAUCAUAUAAAGUGAGCUCGAAAGAGCCACCUGUUCCUUUCAACUAUCUAACACCUUUUCAUAUAUGAGGAGUUAGGAAAGUUGCCAAGAAAAGGUAGAUGAGCAAAAAAAAGUGGACUCGAAACCACCAUUUCUAGUUGUUCAGUACUUAUAUCUAUGUAUCUAAAUUUCGGAUAAAAGUCUGAAGAACUAGAAAUGGUAGUUGAAUCAAAAAAUGUGAGCUCAAAAGAGCCACCUCUUCUUGACUAGUUAUUUAUACCUUUCUGAAUACCAGGAAUAAAAUAAAAUGUCAAGAAAAGGUGGAUGAGCAAAAAGUGGACUCGAAACCACCAUUUCUGACCAGUUACCGGAUAAACCACAAUCGUUAUUCUGGGAUUAUCGGAAAGAGAUCAGAAACGGUAGCUGGAUCAUAAAGUGAGCUCAAAAGAGCCACCUCUUUUUGACUUCUUAUUUAUACCUUUUUGUGUACUAGGAAUAAAAUAAGAUGUCAAGAAAAGGUGGAUGAGCAAAUAAAAAGAUGACUCAAACCAUCUUCUCUGCACAGAUUCUUGAUUAACCAAUUUUCAAAUUGUAUGGUAAAAUCUAAGAACUGUUCCAGAAAAGAUAGUUGAAUAAAAGUGGACUCGAAACCACCACUUCUGAUAACUGAUGAAGUAUACCUCUUUUGUUUUUUGGGAUUACUCAAAAGUUAUCAGAAACGGUAGUUGAAUCGGGAAAAGUGAGCUCAAAAGAGCCACCUGUACUCGAUAUACUAUUCAAUACCUUUUCAAAUACUAGGAAUUGAGAUAGAUAACAAGAAAAAGUGGAUGAGCAAAAAAAGUGGACUCGAAACCACCAUUUCUGACCAGUUACCGGAUAAACCGCAAUUGUUAUUCCGGGAUUAUCGGAAAGAGAUCAGAAAUGGUAGUCGAAUCAUAAAGUGAGCUCAGAAGAGCCACCUCUUCUUGACUAGUUAUUUAUACCUUUCUGAAUACCAGGAAUAAAAUAAGAUGUCAAGAAAAAGUGGAUGAGCAAAUGAAAAGAUGGCUCAAACCAUCUUCUCUGCACAGAUUCUUGAUUAACCACUUUUCAAAUUCAAUGGUAAAAUCUAAGAACUGUUCAGAAAAGAUAGUCGAACAAAAAAGUGGAUUCAAAACCACCAGUUCUGACUGCUAAUGAAGUAAACCUCUUUAUUUUUGGAUUACUUAAAAGCUUUCAGAAUUGGUAGUUGAAUCAGGGAAAGUGAGCUCGAAAGAACCACCUUUUCUUGACAUUUAGCUUAUACCUUUUUGUAUACUAGGAAUAGAAUAAAAUGUCAAGAAAAGAUGGAUGAGCAAAUGGAAAGAUGGCUCAAACCAUCUUCUCUGCACAGCUUCUUGUUUAACCACUUUUCGAAUUUUAUGGUAAAACCUAAGAACUGUUCAGAAAAGAUAGUUGAACAAAAAGUGGUUUCAAAACCACCAUUUCUGAUAACUGAUGAAGUAUACCUCUUUUGUUUUUGGUAUUACUCAAAAGCUAUCAGAAAUGGUAGAUGAAUCUAGGAAAGUGAGCUCGAAAGAGCCACCUCUUCUCGAUAUACUAUUCAAUACCUUUUCAAUUACCAGGAAUUGAGAUAGAUAACAAGAAAAGGUGGGUGAGCAAAAAGUGGACUCAAAACCACCAUUUCUGACCAGUUACCGGAUAAACCACAAUUGUAAUUUCGGGAUUAUCGGAAAGAGAUCAGAAAUGGUAGUUGAAUCAUAUAAAGUGAGCUCGAAAGAGCCACCUGUUCUUUUCAACUAUCUAACACCUUUUCAUAUACGAGGAGUUAGGAAAGUUGACAAGAAAAGGUAGAUGAGCAAAAAAGUGGACUCGAAACCACCAUUUCUAGUUGUUCAGUACUUAUAUCUAUCUAAUUUUCGGAUAAAAGUCUGAAGAACUAGAAAUGGUAGUUGAAUCGGAAAGCUCGAAAGAGCCACCUCUUCUUGACUAGUUAUUUAUACCUUUCUGAAUACCAGGAAUAAAAUAAUAUGUCAAGAAAAGGUGGAUGAGCAAAUAAAAAGAUGGCUCAAACCAUCUUCUCUGCUCAGAUUCUCGAUUAACCACUUUUCAAAUUCAAUGGUAAAAUCUGAGAACUGUUCAGAGAAGAUAGUAGAACAAAAAGUGGACUCAAAACCACCAUUUCUGACUGCUAAUGAAGUAAACCUCAUCCGUUUAUGGUUAAAUUCAAAAGCGAUCAGAAAUGGUAGUUGAAUCGGGAAACGUCAGCUCAAAAGAGCCACCUGUUCUCGAUAUACUAUUCAAUACCUUUUCAAAUACUAGGAAUUGAAAUAGAUAACAAGAAAAGGUGGAUGAGCAAAAAGUGGACUCAAAACCACCAUUUCUGACCAGUUACCGGAUAAACCACAAUUUCUAUUUCGGGAUUAUCGGAAAGAGAUCAGAAAUGGUAGUUGAAUCGAAAAAUGUGAGCUCAAAAGAGCCACCUGUUCCUUUCAACUAUCUAACACCUUUUCGUAUACUAGGAGUUAGGAAAGUUGCCAAGAAAGGGUGGAUGAGCAAAAAAAAAGUGGACUCGAAACCACCAUUUCUAGUUGUUCAGUACUUAUAUCUAUCUAAUUUUCGGAUAAAAGUCUGAAGAACUAGAAAUGGUAGUUGAAUCGGAAAACGUGAGCUCAAAAGAGCCACCUCUUCUUGACUAGUUAUUUAUACCUUUUUGUAUUCCAGGAAUAAAAUAAGAUGUCAAGAGAAGGUGGAUGAGCAAAUGAAAAGAUGGCUCAAACCAUCUUCUCUGCUCAGAUUCUUGAUUAACCACUUUUCAAAAUCAAUGGUAAAAUCUGAGAACUGUUCAGAGAAGAUAGUUGAGCUGAUUCAGAAAACUGAAUGAUAAUUGCUUCCUACAGUCUGCUUUUAUAUGGUCCAAAAAGGGGAGGAGACUUGAUAAAAGUGGGCGGAGCUUGGAUGAUCCAAUAACAUCUGUUAAUUUUGACACCUGUGUUAUUAUUGGGAAACACGAGGUGUUAAAAAAAUGAUAGCGGCAAUUCACAAAUAGGUGUGAACGCGUGUAAAAUGGGAAUGUUCGGAAAUCCGGUAACAGGUGGUGUUUUGGGAAUAUGGGGAAAGAAUGCUGUAACAUUAUUUUUUAGCUUGACUGGAAAAAAACAUGAAUAUUUCAGUUACCAUCGAGCAUCCAAUCGCAGUUCGUCUAUAUUUCGUGAAAGGUGAAAAAGAUGACACAUUCAAGAAGAAGGAUCGAUUCAAUCUUCGAGAAAUUCGAGAAAUCGAUGGGAUUAAUCCGAAAAGAUCUACACCCGAAUUUCACAUUACAAUCGGUGAUCGACAAUAUGUGAUUCUUGCAAAUUCAGCUGAUGAAAAGGAUGAUUUCAUCCGUGAACUCUACAAACUUUCAUCACAAUAUUUACCAAUUCAAAUGCCCGAUUUUUGUAAUGUAUCAAUUCCAUUGGUUGAAUCAGAAACAUCGAUUAUUCCCAUUGAACUUCCAGAUGGUGAUAUUGCAAUGCAAAGUGAUUAUCAACCAAUUACAACAAAAGAGGAUAUGGAUUUUCGAAAAUUGUUGGGUCGUGCUGAUUUGACAAUUGGAGAAGCGCAUAAGUUUGCGGAAAUGCUCACGGAGCAAUUGCAGAAUCUUGAUGGCGCUAAUAUUGUGUCAAUGAUGGCUAGUGAGAAUAGUGUGAAUCAGUUGUUGGCGAAUAUUGAUCAAGCUCUUGAAGGCGUUGAACUUGUUGAGAAGGAAUUGGAUAGUUGCGAUAAUAUUUUGGCAGUGAGUUUGUACUUGAAGUUUCAAGUGAAACGCAGAACAAUUUUUUUUUAAAUUUUCUGUCAGAAAAUUGAAAAACUUUCACUUCGAAAUAAGAUUUUGAAAUUUUUCUACCGACUAAUCAAGUUCAUGACUUCAAAACUGAAAUAUUCCAGAAAAUCAAAUUCUUUUAAUAAAAUCCUAUUUUCAGUUUGUCCGCAACAGCAUUGAACUCAUCGAGGAAAAAGAUUCGCUCUCUGUUGUCGAGCGGCGAAACAAGCAGCGCCUUAACGAUGAACUCAUCGCAUUCGAAAAAUCACUUCAAGCUGUAACUGCCAGUCAUAUUGAUACACUAAAACAGGCGAAUUUCAGCAACCCGGAGAGGUAAUUUUCGAUUUCUGAAAAUGUAUUCCUAAAUAUAAGUUUUCCAGUGUUCAAAAAUGCACAGACGCUGCUCGCGCUGUUGCUCAAUUUUGGCAUGGACGAAUCGCGAAACCGAUGCUUCAAAUGAAAGCGUAUCAAGAUCGAAAUAAUGAGUUGGGUGUGAUUGAUGGAUUUGUUGAUCGAUUGAUGUCACAUUUGUCGGCGUUGUUCUCGAAUUUGGUGAGUUGAUUUGUUGUGGAAAUUAAUUAUGAAUCUGUCUGAAAAUCUAGAGUUUUUGAGAAAAAGUCUGAAAUUGAAUCGUUUUUGGACAGAAUUUUUAAAGGUGGAGUCCGAGCAAAAUUAAGUUGUGCUCAUUUGAAAGAGCAUGUUCUAAUUAGUACAAUCCUCGAAGGAUGUUUUCUGGAAGCUUCUCAAACAUUAAAUCCAAGCUACAGUACUUAUGAACUUUUUCACUUUUACAGCCAUUUUGCACGGUGUUUCAUUGAUUUUUCGAACUUUAAAAGUCCAAAAGUCGAGAUGUUCUGUAGUUUGGAACUGUCAAUUCCAAUUUUUUUCGAAAAUGUGUCAAUUUUAACCAGGAGACAGACUUUUGAAUUUAAACUGAUUCAAAUAAAUCGAUUUUUGUGUCAGACUUUGAUUUAGAUCCAAAACUACAUAUGGCACUCUAAUUUUUUAAAAAAUUUUCCAGAACGAUCUCUCGCUUGACCAAGAAUGGCACGAAUUGUGUAUCCCAAAACAAUCUCAACGAUUCCGAGCUCUCUCACCACUUUCCGACCUCAUCCAUUGGCUCAAAACAAAUCGCCCAAAAGCAUAUACAAUCAGUCUUCAACGAUAUAUGGAUUCGACAAACAUGCUCUACAAACGACUUUUUGACAAUUUUUUUGAGACUUUGAUCAGCAAAGUUCCAAAAGCUAAUGAGAAACGGAACAGUGAGUCGAAAUGGGAAAAAACAUGUGAGUACCAAAUAAUUUCAGCGUCGGCAACAGUUUCUUCGAAAUCUAGCGAUAAUCAAAGUUUUAUGAGCGUUGCCAGCGACGUCGACACUGAUACUUUGCCCCAACUUAUCGAAACUGUUCUCGCUGAACUCUCGGCAGUCAUUGAUGCCGAACAAAAAUUUGUUGUCCGAUUUUUUCACAUCAAUUCGGAUUUGUUGGCACAACUCGAGACGAUUUCGACUGGUUCGGGUGAUAGUUCGAGUUUGGGUGGACGGAAUAUUGAGCGACAUAUGAAUGAGCAAGUUCGACAAGUGAUGGGUGCACUUUUUGAGAGUUUGAAUGUUCAUUUGGACAAUUUUUGUCGAGCGAUUUGUAGGAAUAAUCCGAGGUUUGUGAAUCUCCAGAUUCUAUAAGUUCAGAUUCUACCAAAUAUGUAAAAAAAAAUAUAAAUUUCAUAAAAAAUUUGCAAUAUCCAGACUCUCUCUCAUUUCCAGCAAUGUUCUUCUGCUCUUCGUGAUCAUCUCCAAAAAAGUGUUGGUCCCUCAAGACCCCGGAACUUAUUUCUCAAUCACCUUUGGAAGUUUGGUUGUGCUCAUCAAAAGACAAUUUGAUAAUUUUAUAGUGAGCUGCCCCUUCUCCCCAUCCCCCAACUCUUCAUAUUUCAGAGCCUCGAAUGUCAACAAUACUCUGAAGUUCGAAUCACAAAAAGAACACGUAUCGGAAUUUUGCCAUCGAUUGCCAGAUUUUCGGCAUUUGUCAAAGAGAGCUGAAACGAUUUUUGUGAACACGGAACGUCGAACGGAUCUUGAGAAAGCGUAUUAUCAUUUGUGCCGUGCGAUUUGUGAUGGGAUUCAGAGAGCGGCGGCGAAUCCGAAUAGCAAAUCGCCACCAUCGGUUGUCAAGUUUGAGAAUUUUCAUCAACUUUAUUGUGAGUUUUUUUUUUAAUUGGAAAAUGGAUUCUGAAAUUUCCGAAUUUCCAGUAACUCUCUCCGAGCUCAAAAUCGUUUGCCUUGACCAACAACGAAAAGACGCAAAAGCCCUUAAAGAAGAGCACAUUGAUGCGUUUGUCAAAGAAUAUAUGGGACGUCCGCUUGAAAAAAUUCAAACAUUCUUCGAUGCUGUCAACAAUGCAAUUGAAUUGCGUGGAGUGAAAGCCGAAGAAAUUAGUUAUCAACAACAAUUUAGUCGAAUCGAGUUGAAAAAAGUGAUUUCACAAUAUCCGGGCAAAGAAGUCAAGAAAGGACUCGAGCAAUUGUAUAAGAAGAUUGAGAAGAACUUGAUUGAUAAUUCAUCACUUCUUCAAGUUGUUUGGCGUGAUAUGCAGGUAAAUUAUUGAUUUUUCUUCUGGCAUCGAUAAAAAAUUGUUUUUUUUCCAGGAACAAUUCAUCAAACAAUUAUUGGAAUACAACAAAUUGAUUGCAAUGUGCUAUCCUGGAUCAAAAAUUGAGCUCGAAGUUUCGACUGACAAUGUUCUUCAAUUUUUCUCCGAAAUUGCUCAACAACAUUGA
Molecule: messenger RNA, 6856 nt
Organism: Caenorhabditis angaria
Lineage: Eukaryota; Metazoa; Nematoda; Chromadorea; Rhabditida; Rhabditidae
Source: the annotation of a GenBank genome assembly